Messenger RNA from Magnolia sinica, 4331 nucleotides. Its product is annotated as protein APEM9. The record is from RefSeq and is a predicted model, not a curated record. Gene Ontology annotation, biological process: peroxisomal membrane transport. The transcript is spliced from 6 exons. NCBI's taxonomy places the organism in Eukaryota, Viridiplantae, Streptophyta, Magnoliopsida, Magnoliales, Magnoliaceae. Bases 92 to 1189 code for a protein of 365 amino acids.
ACGAGUCUGCUCCUCUGUCACGUGUGUAGCAAUUCCCUUCUUCCAUCUCAAUAUCUCCCUCUCUCCCUCUCCCUCUCCCUCUCUCCCUGGUAUGGCCGUCUCUCUCUCCGACGCCGCAACAUGGGAAGAAAUAGAGCUCUCAGAAAGCUAUCUUGUCUCGUCCAUGUUUGAGGAGGCCUCAUCCUUGGCCUCUUCUAUUCUGAAGUGCCUUCAUAAAACUGGUUCAUCCAAAUCAAUAGACGAUGCUCAGUUGGAGGACAUGAUGGAAUCAGCUGGUAUGGUAUUAGUCCAGUCCUUGAAAGAAUUAGGAAGGACAUCAGAAAUGAUGGAUGAGCUUAAAGCUUCAUUUGGUUUGGUCACAUCUAUACCUGUUCAAGUUCUUCUUACUGGGGCCUGCUUUAAGAUAUGGGAAGGAUGUUCGUCCGGUCUACGGGAAAUAUUUGAGGAGUUCCUUGGGAAGUGGAAGUAUGUGGAUGGGCAGCCCUAUGUUCUUGAAAAUCUAGGACCGCAUACUUCUGCUUCCGAAGGAUGCAUUGGGUGUUCUGCCUUGGGAAUAGAGAAGUACCUUGAGGUUGUGGAAGUUUAUGCUGUUACACUUCUUGGGACAGUUUUGGGGGAUGCUGACCUUGCUAUUUCUUGGGUGGAGAGAGCUGAAUUGCCAGAAGAAAAACGGCAGGAAAUAUUGAGGAGAUUGCGCUCACUUUGUUCUCUUAAGCACUCAAAAUCAUCACCUAGUCCUGGGCCACCUCAAUCAUCAGAGAGGAGCAGAAGCCAUACUGUUUCUGGCACAGAUUUUACUACAUCCAGAGAUGAAGGAUUUUCAAGAGCUGCUGACACUCAACACCAACCUAAUGGACGCGACACAAAAUCAGCCAUUUUAAAAUCAAAAUAUCCAUCCCUUGAACGUUUUUCUGAGAAGAUACAGCCAUGCUUAUGGUGGUUCCGUACAGUCACUUUGAAGUUUGGCAAUGCUCGACUGGUACUUUCUCAUGGAAGGAUCGUGCUAUGGGGCUCCUUGAUUCUUUUCAUUUACUACAUUCUCCGGAGGAAAGGCGCUACAUUAAAGCAGAUUGCUUCCAAACAAGCUGCAUCUGUGAAGAAAGCUCUCAUCGACACCUGGAAGCUUGCAUUUUCCGUCCAAGUUAACCCUCUAGCAGCCAUUCAACCACUCCCGAGCAGGACUCAUUGAAGCAGGUGAUGCAAUGCCAACGCCAUGUCUUGUUUCUUCACAUAUAAACCACAAACAGUUCCAUAAGCAUAGCCAUACUCCCUGCAUUUUUGUCUAGCAUCUUGAAGAAAAGAAAAUAGCAAAUCCUUGUAAUAAAAAUUACUCACUUCCCUCAAACUGCUGUAAAUAACUUCAGGUCUUUCAAGAAUUGAGUACCUCCAAUGUUUCAAAAUAACCAAAACAAUCGACAUUUCUAAUAACUCCAGCCAAAUAGGCACAAAGUAAUUAUUAUUGGCGAGGAAUUCAACAAUUUAUUGAAACUUCUAAAAUUUCCCUUUUGAUGGAGUGCAGCUUAUGUUAAUUGUCAUUUUAUUGCGCUUUCUCCAACCAUACACUUUUCUGAUUUACAAAAGCUAAAAACAGUGCUUUGCUAAGCCCACAUGUAUACAGGUCAGCUAAUGCACAUAUGCCAGCAUGGCAGAAAGGUGCAAUAGUUAAGCCAUCCAUUGGAAUGGAAUUACUGUAUAUAUAUCCUACACCAAGAGUCAAAUUGUUCCUCUAGUAAUGUGAGCCACAAUUAACUCAACCAAUGGAUGGUUAUGAAAAAAUGAGCCAAACAUUUCUAACCCCUCAACUAAUUUCUAAUAUCAUGGUACACCUAAUGAAUGGACCACCUUUAGCUUUGGGAAGUAACAUCUACAUGGGGAGGUCCGCCUGAUGGAUGGCUUGGAUAUUUCACUUGUUUGCCACGUUGCCAUAUGUGGUGGCAUGUACAUUAGCUGAAUUUCUACGUGCAUGUGGCUGGCAAAGCUCCUACAAACAUCUAUACUAUAUAUAACAUGAGAAGCAAGAGGCAAAAAUAAAAAAAUUAAAAAUAAAAAUAAAAACUUCACGCCGUCAAUUUUUAAGAUUGCUAAAACUAUGUAUCAUUCAAAGACAUAAGAAGGGUAUUGAAGUAAAAAUUAAGGGCAUUUGGGUAAUUAAGAGGUGAAUUUGUGUGCUUUAUUUUUAGAAAGCCACUUUUAAUAGCAUGAUGGUUGAAGAGACGUUGAGAUAUCAUACAUUUGGAAUAUAAGAAACUCAAACUAGAGUAUCCAAAAUGUCAGGGCCACUUUAGAUGGAUCAUAAGCCAAAAACUACACGGAUGUGAUAGUCUAUUCAAUUCAUUUAUGAACAUUUUAGUGGACGGAUGAGGUGAAAGUGUUCAACAGUUGAGAUGGAACUAACAGAUUGGUGAAAGCCUCGGACAAUCCAAGUGCUUAAUCAGCCAUUGCUAAGAUGGAAGCAUUGAUGCUACUUGAAGACUGGUUAAGCCAAUUCAUGACAAUUGGUCUACCAUUCCAUUGACGGCUCUAAAAAGGCGAGGGCAAGGCCCAAGAGGAUGUGGGUGGAGGUAGUAGGGAAAGACUCAAGGACCUCUGGUUUAACUGAGGAUAUGGUCUAUAUGAUAGAGUGGAACUGGAAUAUAUGGAGAUUCUCAAGAGUUGAGGUGUAUAGGCUGACCCAGAGAUGACCCAGCCGUACUGUUGUUUAUGGACGAAACUAGCUUGUAUCCGGCGAUACAAAUCGGUCUAGGAUGAUACUUUAAUCCUUGAUUUAGCUACAUAUGGUUGAAAAGGUAUGUUAGAAUCGACUCUUAUAUGGAAAUCGAAAGAAAUACAUUGAGAGCUUUAAAACAAGAAGAUGGUAGUGGAGCUAUAGCUUAGUUCUAUUAAAUCUCCUUCGUUCGCUCUCUGUUGCUUUGGGAUGAUGAUAAUCUUGUGAUAGGUUUUUCUUUUUAGAUUGUCUAGAGAAAUGUUUGUUUGGCAACUUUCACAUACAAUGGUUUCCUUCCCAGAAGUGUCACUUGUAGUGUCCUGAAACCAUGGCAUAUAUCUAAUCCUUGCAAAAGGUGGACCCCACUGUAAAGAUUACCUGGGGUGGAAACUAGGUGGUUUGCUCAUUAGGCGGGCUGCACCAUCAACAUCUAUGGACAUCCAAUGGUUUUACUCAAUAAAUUAGUGUGUGCCCAUCUAGUGAGCAGAUUUGUCCCAUUUUUGCCCAAGCGAUCUUUACGAUGCGAAGCGCAUUUUGCAUGGGUUGUAUCAUAGUUUGAAAACCCAAAAACUUGAUUUUACUUGAUGCUCAGCUGCACCCGGCUGACUCAAAGACUCAAUACGACUUGAUAUUUAAUAAUUAGAAUUAAAAAAAUACAAGGUAUGCUAAUAGAUGUAAAAAAUAAUUCAAACUAACAUAAAAUAGCAUUAUUAUCAUGUUGGCCAGCGCUCUGGUUAAGAGCAUCUAUUCAUGUGGGUGAUGUGUGUGAUUCCUGCCACUUUCAUUUACUUUUUAUUAUUAAUAACGAUACGACUCACUGAGUGAGAGUUGUGCCGACUGAGUAGUCAAGUCGACUUGACAAGAUUUCCCAAGUUGGGAUUGAUAAGUCAGGUUCAAAAUCUCGCCAAAUCGAGUUGACCCGGUUGAGUCAGCCAGUUUUGGAAUUAUGGGUUGGAUGGUCUACACUGCUGGCCUGAUGAGUCAAUCCUAAACUUCCAAUGAGCCACCUACAGCUGGUGGAAAUGCCACAUUGGUCCACCCUCAAUGGAAAAUGGUUCAAUCUUGGAUGGUGCUGAUCUUCCAACCAGGAAGAUUUUUGGGUAGGGUCCUCUAUUUUGAGGCCCCUCAAACCAAUAGUCCAAAUCACCAACAAAUGGGCCCUACAGGUACAAACUGAGGGUCUCAGAUAGCUCUGCAUUCAGUUCGGAUGCACCCAUUCCAUACUAGUGUGGAUAAUGGCUCGGUGAUCCAGGCCGUUUAUCUGAUGGGCUGCAUAAUGGAUUGGAAACAGUCCAUGAAUUGCCUAGAGUAGAAGAUACUGCUGAUCCAGUCAUUAACCUCUUUCUAAAUUGCUGAUAUAUUAUUAUUUCUCAGCCAUCUACUUUAAGUUCACUGAUACAAGGGUUACAGUCCACUUGGGAGCUUCUAUUUGGAAUGCGUUGGAAUUCCAAUCACAACUGAAGGUGAUUGAGAAUCCUUAGUUGGGUUUGGCAAUCCUUGUUGUUUUGUUUUGCAGCUUGUACUGGGAAUGUACUGGAAUACAAAAAUAGGAACACAUUAAAAUUCUGCAGUAUAUUUAUGAGAAUUUAAAUUUGAUUAUUAAAUUUAUUUUAAUAUUUUAAAUUAA